Hemicordylus capensis (graceful crag lizard) is the source of this 4272-nucleotide messenger RNA. Its product is annotated as E3 ubiquitin-protein ligase TRIM56-like. Lineage: Eukaryota; Metazoa; Chordata; Lepidosauria; Squamata; Cordylidae. Gene Ontology annotation, cellular component: nucleoplasm; chromatin. Gene Ontology annotation, molecular function: ubiquitin-protein transferase activity; zinc ion binding. Bases 173 to 2221 code for a protein of 682 amino acids. The transcript is spliced from 2 exons. The record is from RefSeq and is a predicted model, not a curated record. Gene Ontology annotation, biological process: positive regulation of DNA-templated transcription.
CCCGUUUUCGGUCUCGAUGGUAUCGAGGACGAGGAGCGCGGGACAGCGACUUCCUUCCGGAAAUGUUGUUACGACGACUUACGGGGCGGAAAACGCGUCGUAGGCCCGAGGAAGAAAGCGCUGGCGACGUCGAUGGGGGCUGCUGCUGCUACUGGCCCAGUUGGACAAGAACAUGGCAGCUCAGGUCUCAACAUCACUGCAAGAGUUGAUUCGGGAAGAUUUUUUGACUUGCAAAAUCUGCUAUGACCUAUAUGUAGUGCCUAAAAUUCUGCCAUGCUUGCAUAGCUACUGCCAGAGAUGCCUAGAACCACUUGUGGGGAAUGGGACUCUGCAGUGUCCUGAGUGCCGCUUGCAGGCAGAGGUCCCAGCUGGUGUUGCCAGCCUGAAGACCAACUUCUUCAUCAAUAGUCUCCUGGAGCUGUUCCAGAUGAAGCACAACAAGGACCUAGAGUGCAUGAUCUGCUCUAAUGCUGAGAGGAUUGUGGCUGCCACUUCCCGGUGCCUGGACUGCAAGGAUUUCUUGUGCCAAACUUGUUCCUAUGGCCACUGCUGUUCCCGUCUUACUCUGCACCAUAAGGUGGUGAACCUAGAAGAGUUUCUUGCUGGGCACUAUGACACAGAAGCCAGAUUCUUGCAGGAACUGUGCUGCCAAGAUCACCCACAGGAAGCCCUCCGUUUCUUCUGUGACUCCUGUAGUGUGUCCAUCUGUAGAGAUUGUCGCAUGUUGGACCAUUUUGAGCACAAAGUAGUCUCCAUGGCCAGUGCAGCGCAGCGGGAACGGCCCUCUGUGGAGCAGCUAAUCAAAAGCCUGGAGGCAACUAUAACCUGCAUCACUGAACAAGAGAAAGCUGCAGAAGAGGUGAUGGAGAAACUAAAAGCAGAGGCAGAAUGGAUCAAGGAGAAAAUCUGCAAGUAUGUGGAAGAUACCACUGCAUACAUCUUUGCCCAGAAGGAGAGUGCCUUGGCAAAACUGAAUGGCUUCCUCACUGAUCAAUUGGAGGAGUUUUGUCUGUCACAAAAGGAGCUGCAGUCUCAGAAAGACAAAGCAGUGAGCACCCAGGAAUUUUCUCAGCGUAUCCUUUCUGUAGGGAAGGACUACGAGAUCCUCCACCUGAAAGGGAUGAUCAGGAACAGGGCUGAGGAGCUUCAGAAAAUCAGGCUCCAGCAGUUCCCAAGCAAGGCCCCAGAGCUAGUCAUUGCCUGGGAUGAGAGCCAGCAGCUCUCUGAAGCACCACUUUUCAGCUUGGUGAUCCCUGGGGAGCAACCCAAAAGAGACAUGCAGCAUUUGGAGCCAGAUUCUUUUGACCAAGAGAGUGAUGAGAUUACAGACUCUGACUCUUCUGAAGACCUUUGCAUAGGUAUGUCCAACUCGCCUACAAAAAGCUCCUCUUCCUAUCCUGUGUGGAGGGUCAAAGUAGAUUAUUCUCACAGCUUAGAACGGGAUUUAUUCUGCACGCCCAAUAUCACUGGGAUUGCUUUUGUGCCUGACACUAGCCAUAUUCUUCUUUUGGAUAAGGCAAAUGAUGUGAUAAAAAAGUAUAGCCCUGAAGGUCAGUUCCAGCAGGUGCUUCCUUUGCCUGCUUCUGACUCUGACUUCAGUGGUAUUUCUGUGUGUGGAGAAAUCCUGGCCUGUUCCUCAGAGACUUAUCUCUUUUUCUUGACUCUUGAUGGUCAGUUUCUACGUAAAUUGCAAAUGAGGGGAUCGGAGUCCUCCUACCCCCUCACCUCCUACCGGGACUCUUACGUGGCUGUUAGUGAGGGUACUCUCUGUUCCAUCUCUUUGUACAACCCUUCUGGGCUUUGUGUUGGCAGAAUUCAGCCAGCCAACUAUCAAGGAGGGAAGUUCCUGUUCAUUGCUGUAAACAGCUGUGAGGAGUUUGUUGUCUCAGACUUCCUCAAGAAACAGAUAGUCAUCCUGGAGAAAUCUGGACUGGUUCUCGGAUUGCUGGGAUCUUCAACCUCACUGCUCACGAAGCCAUUCAGUGUCUGUGUAGAUGGAAAGAGGAACAUUUUCGUGGUUGAUCAGUUCAAAGUGAUACAUUUCUCACCCAAUAGUGAGAUUGGGGAGGUGAUACUGAAUGACCAGUGUCAGGUAGGAAGACCCAGAGUCCUUGCCAUUGAUGAUGGUGAGCUUUUUUUAGUGAGGGAAGAUGGAAGAACAGAUGUCUAUUCUUUAGAUGUAGUUAUUCGUGAACAGAGGCCUAAAGUAUACCGGUUCUGAGCCUUUCAUCUGGUGAGAUACUACGGGAGUCCCAUGUCUUUGUAUUAACUAGUUACUGUGAAAGGGCUUCAGUCUUCACUUGAGCCAAGGCUGCUGAUUGGGACUGGACUCUGCAUAAGAAAUGCUACUACGGUCCAUUAAGAUGUGUUCUGAAGCCUUCCUGCUGUGCCUGAUUCUAUUUGUGCCUGACUUGAGAAUAAGACUAGAAUAUGAUCUUUAGUGUGCCUUUUGAACUAUGAUUUGUAUUCACCGAAAAACUGAUCUUGACUCUUUCCAGACCUCUAGCUUGUGGGUCUCAGGUCAAAGGCCCAUGAGGAGAAGUUGCCUGUUUCUUUUUUAGAACCAACAUUCCUGAUUUCUUUGACAUUGGUGGGAGUAGCAGAGAUGGGGGCCAACAACAGGUUUGGGCUGUGUUUCAGUGAGCAAUAGAUGAUCCAUUCCUUUUCUAGCUAAACUUGUAGAUUCCAGGCAUCAGGACUGGUGCUGAAUCCUAUCAUUUAUAUUUACUGAGACUAUGUAAACUGAUUACAUUCCACUUCCUCCCUCUACUGCUGCUGUGGGCUAGAAACAGCUGUCUUGCUGCCAGUUGGAUUUGUUUGAGUAAGUGAUUAAGCAGUAUAGCUUCUUGUUAAAUAUGAAGUGAACCUGGCGUGGGUGGGUGUGAAAAUCAGGCACAUGCAUUUUCUCACACACCUCACUACAAGCAUUAAUGUUUUUGCAAUAGUCCCUAGAUGUCCACACAGUUGCCAACUUGGAUGCCAGGAACUUCACUAAUCUGCCUCUUUCAUUUUGCUCCUUUGCCAUCUGCCAAGCAACUAUUCUUCUGUAACGCCAUCUCUGCUGGAGCUUGACAAAUGUAGCUGAAUUUAUACAGGGACCUAUUUUGGAGCUGAAAGCUAGGUGUGAGAUAUUCCAGACUUGGAGUAAGAGGGACAAAGAACCAACUCUGGGAUGUUCCUUAUAAUUUUGAUAGGCACUCAAUUUAUGACUUGUGUCUUAAGAUGCCUGCACACAUGUAAGUAGCUGUAUUGACAGAUGAUCACUACUGAGACCCAUGGUCAGUCAGCUACAUUUAGAGUUUUUCUUCAGUUCACUUUAGCAGUGUAGUAGGUGUUGUUUAUAAACAUAUACACUGUAUUUGCACUACUUAUAUCCAAGGAUGCAUUUGUAUCUUUUCUUAAGGCUACACUUGGAGAUGUGAUCCUUGAGAUUAGCUUCUGCAGAUGCAUACACUGGAAGGGGCACUCAGUGCUAUCUUCCAGCACAGGAUGGUUCCUACAAGUCAUCCUCUGUGCUUUUGACCAGCUAAGGUGCAGAAUUCCCUGAUAAUUCUCUACCUGAGAAAGUUGACUAUGUUUGCAUUUUCUGGGGGGAGAGAGAACAUGGAGCUAAACGUUAUAAGGGAUCAUGGCUGUCAUAGCGUGCAAGGCAACACGGGUGAUAGGAUCAUCACCCAUGCUGCUCUGCCUGUAUAAACAUUGUUGAUGCCACUGCACAACAGGGCAGUGCCAUUCUGGUGUAUAGUAGCACAAAUGCAAUUCUCAGUAUUUCCAGUGCAGUGUGUUGUGCAAUUAUAUCUGCACAACUUCUUGUCAGAGUGGAACUGCCCUGUUGUGCAACCGUGUUGACACAGAUGCAGCAACUCCUACCACCUGCAUUGCUUUGCACAGAAUGUCUACUCAUAUGUUUUCUGCAGAUCUACCUGCUGCUGCAUCAGUUGUCCCAUGAUUAUAUUUCUUCACCUUUAACUCAUCCUGUACCUGAGUUUGGACACUGAGCCUCCCCAGGAUGUGGGUGUCACUUUUUGCAGAUAUGGCAGCAGCUUAUCUUGUUCAUAACCAAAGAGCAGUGCCCUGCAGUCAGGGGCAACAUCCAGAGUGCUUCAAAGCAGCUGCAACCAUGAAGUGAGCCUCUUGCCUUUGCUUUGGGGGGCCUUUAUAAUGAGCUGCUGCCUCAUUCUUUGCUUUGUUGUACUCCUUGUUUAUACCGUCUUAAAGUGCUGAAAUGUUCCCAGUUUGUUUUUGAUAAUAAUAAAAUGGACUUAAUGGUUA